AUCCAUCGACUCAACAAGGACCACGAUGCAGAAACUCGUCCUCGCGCUCGCGCUCUCGGGCGCCCGGGCGUUCGUCGCGCCCGCCGCGCCCGCCGCGGGCGUGGCCCUUUCCGAGACGAAGGCGGACCUCGAGGCGCUCCAGAAGGCGCUGCCCGGCCCGCCGAACUCCUACUGGGACCCGCUGGCCCUCGGCUCGGCGACGUUCGACUGGGGCCCGCAGGGCGAGGAGGCGACGGUCGGCUGGCUCCGCCACUCGGAGAUCAAGCACGGCCGCGUGGCCAUGGCCGCCUUCGUGGGCUUCAUCGCCCAGUGCACGCCCCUGGUCUCCGGCGAGCACAAGUACCUGCCCUACAAGGGCUACGUCGCGGGCUGCACGCCGCAGGAGCAGUGGGACAACAUCCCGCUCUACGGCAAGCUCCAGAUCUUCGGCCUCAUCGGCAUGCUCGAGUCCUACGGCGAGGGCGCCGGCGCGCCCGACGGCUACGUCCACUACAUGAAGGGCGGCAAGCCCGGCUACUACCCGCCCAUCGCGGGCCGCGCGGGCUGGGGCCAGGUCACGCUCGACCUCUGGGACCCCUUCAAGCUCCCCGGCGGGCCGAGCUCCCAGUCGGCCGAGGCCAAGGCGCGGGGCCUCAAGUCCGAGCUCCUCAACGGCCGGGCCGCCAUGGCCGGCAUCUUCGGCCUCAUCUCCGCGUCCAAGGUCCCGGGCUCCGUCCCGUUCCUCGCGAACAUCGAGGGCUUCCCGAAGUACACCGGCGACGUCAUGGUGCCCUUCUCCAACGACUUCUCCCUCUUCUAGGGCGGCCGGCCGAACAAGGCGGGCACCGAGAGCGCCGCGCGGGGGCGCGCGCGGGCGGCUCCCCGCCUUCCGUAAGGUCAUCCGACUCG
This is a messenger RNA of Aureococcus anophagefferens, 888 nucleotides long. RefSeq lists its product as hypothetical. Gene Ontology annotation, biological process: response to light stimulus; photosynthesis, light harvesting in photosystem I. The record is from RefSeq and is a predicted model, not a curated record. The coding region runs from base 26 to 799 and encodes 257 amino acids. NCBI's taxonomy places the organism in Eukaryota, Pelagophyceae, Pelagomonadales, Pelagomonadaceae. The transcript has 2 exons. Gene Ontology annotation, cellular component: membrane.